Messenger RNA from Aspergillus lentulus, 645 nucleotides. The record is from RefSeq and is a predicted model, not a curated record. Lineage: Eukaryota; Fungi; Ascomycota; Eurotiomycetes; Eurotiales; Aspergillaceae.
AUGAGAGACGGUUUGAGAAAUAAUAUCCUCCACAUCGCUGCUUGCCGAGCCAAGCCCGAGUGUGUCACCUGGAUCCUUGACUCUAUGACCACCAACAAUUCAGAUCUCAAAGGAGGCCGGAAUAUUGAAGGCUACACUCCUCUGGAGGCAUUGCAGGCCCAACUCGAGGUGACGCGUCUGGGUAAAUAUCUUGGACAACACUUCUUAGUCAAAGCCGACUCGAAGCAACGGAAACGAGUGACAGCCGUCUUUGGUGCAGGGUCAAUGGGGAUUUACUCGGGUAUAUCCCAGAAGAUUAUUCGUUCAACAUUUAAGAAAAGCAGAGUCCUGCGCCGCGGAUUUAAAGAGUUUAUCACCACAAUCAUUGAGUGUCUGCAAACUGGUGGAGGCCCUACGCCGGAUGAUUUGAUGUCUCUUUAUAAGAAAAAGCGAAUCUGGCCUCAAAUGAAUACGUUCUAUUUCAGUCGGGGCGGAAGUAUCGGAGCGGGUCUUAAUCUUAUUCUGGAUCUUGCAGGAGAGAUAUUCGAGUAUAUUUUCAACCUGAGGGAGCGGGAUCAUGAGCCCUUGCCUGCUCUACCAUGGUGUCGGAAUGAUUCGGAGUUUGAGCUGGUGAGACGGCAGUGUACAACCAUUCCGUGUGAAUGA